AUGAGAUUCUAUAAGCGCGCCAAGGAGGCUCAGUGUUCAACAAACCUUCCUUUUAUUAUUGUCCAGACAAAGGAAGAUUGUGCAAUCGGUCACGAUGCCGAGACUAUAAACCAAAACAAGGCGAGAUUAAAGGAUUUUUGUCUGCAGCAUCGUCUACUGUGGCCACCAGUGCGGACGAGCUGCAUGCAAUCGGAGGUCAAUGAUUUGCCUGAGCUGAAUGAGUACGUUUACACAGUGGCAGCUGACCCUAAUAUCGCGGUAGGUAACGCACCUUUGACCUGGAUCCGCAUUUUUCGUCGAGUCAACGUAGUGGCGAUUGUAUCGAUUGCCGCGAUAGGUCUUCUUCAGGCACUAGUGGUGGGAGUAAUUCGUUACCAGAAAAACAGAAAGUCUUUGAGUUAG
Phytomonas sp. Hart1 is the source of this 402-nucleotide messenger RNA. NCBI's taxonomy places the organism in Eukaryota, Euglenozoa, Kinetoplastea, Trypanosomatida, Trypanosomatidae. The record is from the annotation of a GenBank genome assembly.